AUUGAGUGCUUUGAUGUGGCUUUGAUUGACGCUGAUUUUCUGCCUAUGAAUACUAAUUUUAAAAUAGGUGUCCUUUAAUUUCACUGUAUCUUUCGCUAAUGCAUACUGCAUAGUGCCUGGAAGAUAUCCUUGCGAUGAAGUUAAAAAAAAUGAAGGUGGACUCAGAGGAGGUGAGUCCUGUGCCUGUCCCUCAGCCGGAGAUAAUUGAAGCUGAUCUGUACAAGCGUACUUACUAUGGGCCUGAUGUCCCGACGUUAGAGCUCGAGUGUUGGGAGGAAGAGCUCUCGGAAUAUCAACUGAAUGCCUAUAAGAAUGCCGACGAGGAGUAUAAGAGCAUUCAGACCAAGAUUGACGAUUUGGUGAAGGAUACCGGCGGACAGAUUGUGUACAACGGCGACCAGUUUACUGCGUACCAGUUGCUUGGAAAACAACCUGUGCUGAAGGAUCUGGAGCGGCAGAGUGCCGAAAUCAUCAGGUCCAGGUCUCGCUCCCUGUCCAUAUCCAAAGAAGGAACUAGGACUAGCAAGAGAGGUCGCCCCAAAAAGACCAAGGAAGAAGACCGAGACUACUCCCCGUCUCCCGACAGAGACGCCGAGCCGCGCCACAAGAAGAAGAAGAAGGAUAAGGAAAAAGAAAAAGACAAGGAGAACAAGAAAGACAAGGACAGCACUAAGACUAAGGACAAGACUCUUGCGCCCUCCAAUGUCCACAGUGUGGUCACCAACGUGCGUCCUUCUGAAGCGACUGCCAUUGGAGGCCUGCUCACCGGCAGCGCUACUAAGACCACGGCCAUCGUUGAUCUCACCAAGGACGAUGGCAACAAGAAUGUGGCUGACUCCAGGGAGGUGUCCUUCAAUAAGCUGCAAGGCAAAACCUUCCCGUCCCUGGUGGUUGUCGCGCGUCCCUACCUCCGCGCUAAAGACACUCAACCGCCCGCGGACCGCUCGGCUCUCGACAGCAAAGUGAAGUCUGUGCUCAUGCAUACACCCAUGAAGUUCACUGAGUGGCUGAUCCAGCAGGGUCUUGUGCGAUCAGAGCAGUGGUGCGUGAUACAUCAGGGCAACAAACUGAAACUUGGAAUGUACUCCGACGUGUCCAAAUUCCCAUUCUCUGGUGGCUACGUCUGGAUCUCCGAGUGCUGUCCUACACGUUUCGUGUCCGUAUUCUGCAGUUCCAUCUUCGAAGGGGCCACCUUCCCUCCCAGCGUGCUUCUGAAGCUGGUCUACCACUGGGCCUGCCAGACUAAUGUGCAAAAUGUUGUCCAGUGGGUCAAAGUGGACAAUCUCUAUGUCAAGGGUCUGUUCACUUGGCUACGAGCCGUAUGUACAUCCGCCAUCCAUCAACACAUGAGCUUGCUCGGCGGCGCCGGCAAGAAGGUCGAAGUGGGCGUUAUUUCCCUCGGAACCACCAGCCAUGACGGAACCCAGCGCCAAGUCAAAGUGGAGGUUCUAGGUGUACUGGAUCCUGCUGAUAAACUGAUCCGCCUCCGCGCUGUCGAACCCCUAGCCGAACACGAGAAAAACUACAAAAAACGCUUCCAAAAAAUCCUCGAACCCCUCGUCACCUGGGUCCAUCCUUCCUCGGUCAUCCUGACUGACUUAACCGUAGACAAGGGCACCCUAGUCUCCAUGGGCUUCAAGAAUGUCCACCAAUCCUCAUCUCACACGGACACCCCAGCAAGGAACAGUAACGCCAACAUCAUGGAGUAUCUGCGGAGGAUCGUGCCGAGAAUGUUCCAGAACACGCUCUCGCUGCUGUCCCGGCAGAUCAUACAGCAGUUCCUGGACGAGCUGGUGUGGAGGGAGAGGUUCGGCAUCUCGCCUGGUCAAGCGUUCGACAACAUCGUGCUCCACAUCGCAGAACAGACUAAAUUCGAGUCUAAGGAUGCUAUUACAGUGCGACUGAACAAGAUCGCAGCUAACCCAUUCAAGAACUGGAAAUAUCCCAACAAGAAAUCAAAGAACACAGAAGAAGCAUCGACAUCCGCAACAGAAGAAACUGGGCGCAGUAAACGCGGACGCAAAAAGAAGGAACCGUCUCCUGAACCGCCACCACGCAAGAAGAAGAAGGAGAAGACUCUUUAUGUCCCUGAUGAUGAUGAGGAAGAGAUCCCACUCGCCCUCCGCCGCACCAAGAUCAAGCAAGAGCGGGACCAGAAGAAAGAGAAAGAAAAAGAAGAGCCAACCCCCCGCUCCAGACGCAAACCUGUCCGCUCCUACAUCGAUGAUGACUUGGAUGACAUUCCGCUGAAGAAUAUCAAGAAGGAGAUGAAACCGGAGGAGACUGUGUCGAUGGAGAAGUAUUACUUCGGGCAGAUUGGUGGGCAAGGGUCGGUGGAGAAGGUUGCUAUUUCUGUUGAGUGCCCAACAUGCCACGACGAUUUCAACAACAACAUCUCUCUGAUGGAUCAUCUCUUCCUCCACGCUAUACCUGCACCAACAUCAGAUCCAGACUCUAUUGCCCAAUGUUCCUACUGUCUAACGAGGUUCGCGACUGAUGAAGAACUCACGGCACAUCUGAAGAAGGAACACCCAAGUGAUACGAAGACACCUGACUUGUUUACUUACGCUUGUCUGAUUUGUGAGGUCCGGUUCGCAGCCGUCCUUACCCUCGCCACGCACAUGCAGAAGACGCACUUGCCCCUCGAGCUGCCGUACAACUGUGAUGCGUGCGACUAUCGCGCAUCGUCGCAGCGUCGCCUCGCCGACCACUACCGCACCAAGCACGCCAAGCACCACUCCGUUCAGUGCCCGCACUGUCUCAAGGUGAUUCAAGUGUACGCCGAUGAUCACGAGCUGACCGCCAACAUCCUUCUGUUCCUUGACCAUCUGCAGCAGCACCAAGACAAAGAGUUGGAGAUACGCUGUAACCGCUGCGUGCUCAAAUUUGUGCAUCUUGGUCAGUUGAAGGAACAUCAAGUGCGCGACCAUACCACAGUUGAGAACGCCAUUCCACUCUGCUCCGAAGAGCAUCUCAUCAACAAGCCUAAGACCAAGGCGCGGCCACCGGUCAAAGAUUCAUCCAGCCAUACGAUGAGCGCGACAUACGAAGACGUAACCCUGGUUCUUCCUGACGGUAUGAUCUGUCGCGAGUGCGACACAGCUCUGGAUAGCGACAAGCAUUUCCUUGGAUCGUCAUCCUGCACCAAGUGCUCAUUCACGUCAUCGUGCUACCGAGCAAUGCUCCGCCAUAGUGGAUACUGCGCCGGUGCACACUCGUUGGAAGACGCGCCGCGUGACGCACCCACUGAUCUGCACUGCGUCUGCUCCUACACUACUCGUGUCGGCACUGACAUGCUGACCCAUUUGCUGAGCUGCGAGCACAAGACCGCCUACAUCUGUGAGGAGGCGGCCAAGCUGAACACCGUUCGCGAUGACCUCGCGCCUCGCCUGGAGGAGCCCGUUGUUCAGCAUCAGCCAGCGGAGAGCGUCCCCGCGCCGGACUACGCGCCGCCCUCGGUGCUGAACACGCAGCUCUCGCUCGACGACCUCGCUCCGCCUUCCGUCUUGCAAACUGACCAGCACGAACAGGAGCUCCUGAAGGACGCGUACGAUCGUCCGCUAGCGACGCCGCGGCACGAGGAGCCGAGCUACAGCCUGGGCGACUUCGAGCCUCUUCCUCAAGAACCCCCGCCGCAGCCAGACUUCGAGCAGCUCUAGAAUGUUCCCCACUGGCUGUCUAAAGUAUCUACACUAGUGUCAUGUCUCCAAUCAGAGACCACACGAUACACAGAUGUAGUGUUUUUACGGAAUCGUACGAACGUGUCAUGCUAUUUCAACCAGUCGCAGUACAAGACUUACUGACUUUGAACUAGCAUGAAAAAUACGAACGUUUCCGGAGAAAUGCGAAGGAAAAGCCUUUUCACACUACAUCUGUAAACACCCCUUCACCGAUGGAAAGCCACAUUACGAGUCUGAUUUUUAUAUCCUACAUUUUAAAAAGUGAUUAUUUCGUCACUACUUUUAAAAAAACUUGUAUCUUCGUCUGUCAAUGAAAAGAAAAUUGUAGUAUGUAUGGAAUGCAUGUAGACUUUGCGUUUUAACUUUGAGGAACAGCGUGAGAUACGAGAUUUUUUAAAAGUAGUGACGAUUUGUCGCAUCGCGGUUUCAUAAAAAGUAAUGUGUAGAAAUCAUGAAAGAUUCAAUUAGAGUUAGUCCACUUUGUUAGUAGGCAUAUGGUGACAAAGUUGAAAAAACUUCAUAUAAGCGAAAUUUGAGUUUUUUUGAUGAAUUAAGUUGCAAUCUAAGUCUAAAAGUAAAGUACAGAGGUACCAGCUUCUUCGGAAGAGUGAAUAUAUUAUUUUUAAGCAAUAUUAUAUUGUGACAUACAUUAUGUUUUAAAAGGAAUGGGACAUUAUGUUUAAGAUUAUUGAUAAGUGUCAUGUCAUGUGAAAUACCUAUAUUUUAAACUUACAAUAUAUGAUACUAUGAAAA
Molecule: messenger RNA, 4433 nt
Organism: Leguminivora glycinivorella
Lineage: Eukaryota; Metazoa; Arthropoda; Insecta; Lepidoptera; Tortricidae
Gene: row
Exons: 21
Coding region: 135-3659 (1174 amino acids)
Biological process (GO): regulation of transcription by RNA polymerase II
Cellular component (GO): nucleus
Molecular function (GO): sequence-specific DNA binding; DNA-binding transcription factor activity, RNA polymerase II-specific
Source: RefSeq, a predicted model, not a curated record